Molecule: messenger RNA, 1311 nt
Organism: Diversispora eburnea
Lineage: Eukaryota; Fungi; Glomeromycota; Glomeromycetes; Diversisporales; Diversisporaceae
Source: the annotation of a GenBank genome assembly
AUGAAAACAAAAAAAAAUGGAAAAAUCACCAAUAAUAAAAAUAUUAAAAAUACAAAUGAUAAUAUAAAUAAUGAUAAUAAUAAAAAACCUUCUUACACAAUAACGGAUUUGUUAACAAAAAUUUCAUCAUUAAUAGAUACAUGUGAUUAUGAAUUAGCAUUAAAGUUUGCUAAUCGAGCAUUAAGCAUGGAUGAGAAUAAUGUACAAGUUUUGGAAAUUUUGGGAACUAUAGAAAUAGAAUUGGGAGUGUUUGAUGAAGCCAGAGAGAAUUUAUCAAAAGCCAUUUCAAUAAAUCCAAAUCAAGGUUACUCAAAAUAUUUAUAUAUGGGACAAUUGUCUAGUGGUUUAGAGGCAAUUAAUUAUUUUCAAAAAUUAAAAUGUGAAGAAUAUUUAAAUCAAGCAUUAGAAAUUGAUUCAAAUAAUUCCGAAGUUUAUCAAAUAUUAGCUUCGGUUCGAAUCUCUCAACAAAGGAACGAUGAAGCGAAAUCGGCUUUACUAAAAAGUUUAGAUAUAUGGUCUCAUUUGGAACCAGCUCUUUCUGUACUUGAAAUCUUACAAAAAGAAAAUGAUCAAAUAGUCGAUCUUUGGUAUCUUUAUGGUUGGUGUUAUUAUUGUAUGAGUCAAGCUCAUUUAGAAGAUGCUCGUGAUUGUUUGAUUACUUGUCAAAAGAGUUUUGUAUUACAUGAUUCAUGCGUGAUCAAUCAAAAACUCCGCGCAGGUGGCGUAAAUAUUAUGGAACCAUACGAGGCAUUUGAUUUUUCUCGAAUAAAUCCCGCAACUUUCCACCAAAGUUUUAUAAACUUGCCAGAAAUCCCAGUUUCCCCAUAUUAUAGUCCACAAAAUAUUUCUAAUUAUAGUCGUGAUAUAGUAAUAAUAGACGAUAGUGACGCUGAAGGAGAUGUUACUACUUAUAAUAACGGCAAUUCUUUAUUCCCAUACAAUAAUAGCAAUUUAUAUACAUACAAUAUCCAAAAUCGAAGCCCUGGUGGUUCAAUUAUUAGUAUUUCUUCUGGUACACAAACUUCAACAGAUAUAAGUCCUAUGAGGUCAAAUACUAGUCGUUUCUUUUCACCCAAUAAUCGAGAAAUCACUUCUGUUACACAUCAGUCGAGACCUUCUCCCUCAGAAGAGGAUCAAAUUCUUAUUUGUGCUGAAUGUGAUGAACAACUUUCUGAAGGAUUAUGGGCAUUAAGUUGUGGUCACGUAAUUUGUGGAAGUUGUGCCAAGAAAUUUAAGAUCAAAAAGAGAAUCAAUUGUCCUAGUUGUAAAGCUAGAACUAAACCUAAUAAUAUGAUACAAUUAUAUGUUUAG